AUGGGGAUAGUGGUGGGCCAUUCGCACUCGGUGCAGUUCGUGCUGCGGCCCGGCGACGGCGCGAUCAUCCACGCGAGUAAAGGAGCGGUCAAGGCGCUCGGUUACUCGCGCGACGAGCUGCAAUCGACGUCUCUUCUCCGCCUGGCCGCGCCUUUCCCGCUCAGCGACUGGCGCGCAGUCGUACAGCGCCUAGAGACGGCGCAAAUCGACUCCGCCGCGCUCCCCCUCACCCUCACGUGCCCCGCCGCUGCACCCGCCGCCGCUUCCGCCUCGUCCGCCGGGGCUGCUGCUGCUGCGGCAGCGCUUCUAGACCCCCUUGCGGCGAUGUCUGAAUCGGAAGGAGAGGAUGGGAAGGGAGUGAGACGGUUCACCAAGCAAAGAACCGCGUCUGGAACGGAUAUGGGCCGGUUUGGGGGAGGCAGUGAUGUGAUUUUAACGGGGUUUGACUCAAGUGAAGGAGUAGGAGAGGAAGGGGGAGUGAGGAGUGGAGGGGCAAGAGCAGGUGGUAGUUUCGGUAGUGGCGGUGGUGGUGGUGGUAGAGGGGGAAGAAGUGGACCGAUCAGCUCGGAAAUUGAGGGGCGUUUCGAUGCAAUACCCUCAUCCCCGUUUUCCACCACCUCGUCAUGGGAACCUCCUCCUCCUCCUCCUCCUUCUCUCCCUUCUUCUGUUACUCUCCCUUCGGCUGCCCCCCUUUCUGCUGCUCCUGCUGCUGCUGCUGCUGAUCCCCCCCACAGCAUUAACACCAGCUCUAGUCUGGUUACCACCACCCCCACCACUGUUACCACCGUCAGUAGUGGCACUGGCAGCAGCGGCAGAGGCAUAGGCAGCAGCAGCGGCAUAGGGAGUAGCCGCACCAGCUUUACCCGUGCUGAUAGUGAACCCCCCAGCAGCCGCUUUCUAGGCAACAGCCUUGCAGGUGGCAGCACUCUUACAGGUGGGGGGGACCACACAGGCAGCAGCUUAACAGGUAGGGGCCACUUGGACAGUGGCCGGACAGGCAGCGGUCACAUGGGCAGCGGUCACACAGGCAGCAGCAGUGGCAGUGGCUUCACGGGGUUCAGGGGCGCUUGGUCGGGGAAUCUUAUAGCGAGUGAGCAGCUGGGGGUGGAGACGGUUGAUAUGGCGCAGAUGGAGCUGCCUGUAGCGGGGAUGGCUGGGUUCUGGAGUGAGGAAGAGGGGAGGGCGACUGGGGGGCGUGCGAGAGGGAGUGGGUGGAGCAACAGAGAGGGUGGUGGUGUUGGUGGGGGUGGAGGAGGAGGGAGUGGGGGGAAAGGUUCAGCCGCCCAGGGUUCGGCCGCCCAGGGUUCGGCCGGCCAGGGUUCGGCUGUGCAUGAGACACCUGCGUCUCCCUUCGCCUUCCCCUCCAUCCACAGCCAAACGAUUCAAGGAAACAUUUCCUCAAACCCAGAAAGAAAUCUUUCGCUUUCAGGGCAGCUUUUAAGAAUCCGUAGAAGCGGGUCAGGUAUACCUUCCGGGCAGGACAACAGGGUGAAAGAGAAAGACGGCGGUGCGAGGAACGGGGCGAGAGGCGAGGAGGAGGAGGAAGAGGAGGAUUCAGCAGCAGCAGCAGCAGCGGCGGCGGCGGCGGCGGGUGCAAGGAGCAGUUUCAGCUUCAACGUGCCUCGUUCCCUCGUGCCUCUUGCUGCUGCUGGUGGUGAUGGUAGUGGUGGUGGUGGUGGUGGUGGUGGUGGUGGUGGUGGUGGUGGUGGUGGUGGCAUCAAGAGCAGCAGGAGCAGCAGCAGAGCGGGGUCCAUAGAUGUGAGUGAUCCUGCUGCGGUGGCCGCUGCUGCUGUGGCGACUUUUGAGGCGAUUCAAAAGUCUGAUCCUGCUGCUGUGGCCGCUGCUGUUGUGGCGGAGCAUCAAGCUGAGCUUGCUGCUGCUGCCGCUGCUGGUGAUGCUUCUGCUGGUGGCGGUGCUGCUGCUGCUGUAGCUGCUGCUGCUGGCAUUGCUGCUGGUGCUGGCUAUGCUGCUGGUGCUGCUGAUGCCGCUGCUGUUCCUGCUGGUUCUACCACUGGUGGUGCUUCUGGUGCAAGUGCGGGUGCUGCUGGCAAUGCUGCUGGCAAUGCUGCUAGCAGUGCUGCUGCUAGUGCAGGCGGCAGUGUGACUGGCAAGGGCAAGGCAUCCUGGCUCCGCCACAUGCUAAGAUCCACUUUCGGAUCCGUAAAGGCCCCUCCAUCCCCUCGCCGCGCUGCUGCUGCUGCCGCCGCUGCUGCUGGUGGUGGUGCUGAUGGUGCUGCAUCAGGCUCUGGACCCAAAUUUGCUGGUAGAACUACUGGUGGGUCUGAGUCUGACAGUGCUUCCAGGGGCAGGAAGAGUGCUGGGUGGAAGAGAGGAGAGGGGCCAUGGAUAGCAGACGGGGAGAGGAGGCGCAGGAGCGCGAGUGGUGUGGACGUGCAGAGGAGAGCGAGCAAGGAGGGAGAGGAGGAGGGAGAGGAGGGGGGAGUGGAGGAGGGAGAGGGGGAGGGAGAGGGGGAAGAAGCGGGGGCGUUGAGAGGAAGGUCUGUGACAACUGGAUCAGCUGGGCUGGUUCGUUCAGACCCUCACUCCUUGUCACUUCGUGACUCUGCUUCGGAUGCUGCCGGCGCUGCUGGUGCUGUUGGUGGUUCGGGUGGUGCUGGUGCUGCUGGUGCUGCCAAUGGUGCUGGUGCUGCACGUGCCAGCGGUAGCAGGGAUUGCAGCUGGGAUGGCGGUAGGGGCGACAGUAGGGGAGACAGCAGGGGGGGUAGCAGGGGUGCCAGCAGCAGUAACAGGGAAGACAGUAGGGGGCCUAGCAUCAGCAGCAGGGGUGACAGCAGGGGAGACAGCAGGGGGGUGAGCAUGAGCAGCAGGGGGGGAAGCUGUGAGAUGGUGCACGUGCAUGCGGUGGUGGAUCUGCAGCUGUUUCACAUCGGAGGCUGCUCGGACCUCGUUGCUACUGUGCACUUGCCCUCUCCCUACUCCGUACCUUCUUCCCGGCCAACAUCUGGACAGCUCAUCCCCACGAGAUCACCACAGGCAACCACCACCCCAUUCCCACAACAACAGCACCAGUCACAGCAGACAAGGCAGCAGCAGCAGCAGCAGCAGCAGGCACACACACAAACAGGGACAGCAAUGGAGGUGCAGGUAUCAGGCACAGCCUAUGGUCAAUCUCAGCCGAUGCCCCUCCAACCUCCAUCCGAUCUUUUCCUCCAUCCCCACCCUCACAACCACUCCCAACCCCACAGCCCUCACUCUCAUCCGUAUGCUCACCCACACCCUCAUCCACACCUCUCAAACAACCUGCAACACCAUCAGCAGCAGCAGAAGCAGCAUCACAUGCAGCAUCAGCAGCAAUACCUGCAGCUGCAGCCGCUGCAGCAACAACAGCAGCAGCAGCAGCAGCAGGGCAUGUCCCAACCGCCUCUUGUUUCGCCCCGUCGCCCUCCUUCCCCUCGUGGUGUGGCACAGCGGCAACAGCACCAGCAUCACCAGCAACACCACCAGCAGCGGCAUGAGCAGCCACUCUCUCCCACACUCGCUCUCACUUCCCCUCUGUCCUCAUCCCUCCCUCUCACUUCGCAUAUCCCUUCAUCAUCCCCCCACGGCAUAUCCUCUUCUCAUUCUCUCCCCCCAUCGUCCCCUAGACAACCUUCCCAAGCCACAUCCCCCCUCCCUCUCCUCACUCCCCAACGUCCCCACCCCUCAUCCUCCUCUCCCUCUCCUCUCUCCUCCCCCUUCCCUCUCUCCUCUCCCUCUCCUCACUCCGCCUUACCCCGCCCCACCCACUCCCAUCUACCCCUCCAGCCCCCACCCCCCCAUCUCCCCCCAUCAUCCCACCUCAUUACAAGAACUUCGUUACAGUCACCUACGCCAAGCUCUCUAACUUGGGAGAGUGCUUCCUCUUAUCAAGAUGUGCUUACAACGGAGGCUGUGGAGAGGGGCAGGCCUCUUCUCGACCUGGCAGGCAUAGGGGCUGUGACUCUAACGGGGGAAGAGGGCAGGGUUACCCUGUGCAACCUGGCGGCCAAUAGGAUGCUUGCGGGGAGAUUCUCGGCCAAUGGGGUGGCUCUGGGCGGAGUGCCAGCGUGGCAGGUGGAAGGGCGGGUGCUGAGCGAUUUUGUUGAUGAGGCAUCACGCGGUGCUUUCAUGUGCGACUACACAGCUGUGUGCACGGGCCUAUCGCAGCGCUCCCAGCAGGAGGCGCUCCCAGCAGGAGGCGCUCCCAGCAGGAGGCGCUCCCAGCAGGAGGUGCACGGGCCUAGCGCAGCUUUUCUUUCCCUUUUCCUCUCUUCCCCUCCAUUACCCUGUCCCCUUCUUUACCCCCAUCAGUCUGACUACACAGCUGUGUGCACGGGCCUAGCGCAGCGCUCCCAGCAGGAAGUGCGGUCCGACUACACAGCUGUGUGCACGGGCCUAGCGCAGCGCUCCCAGCAGGAAGUGCGGGUGAGCAGCAGACGGGGCGAUCAGAUGGGUGCGGCUCACAUGCCACCCGCCCCUUGCAUCCUCACCUUUCCUCCCUCGCUCCCCCUGUCCCAUUCUCUGCCCCAUCAGUCUGACUACACCACAGUGUGCACGGGCCUAUCGCAGCGCACACAGCAGGAGGCGCGGGUGAGAGCAGCAGACGGGGCGAUCAGAUGGGUGCGGCUCACAUGCCACCGCAUCAAAUCGAGAGCGGAUAGUAAAGCGCCGCAACGCAUUAGUUCAGAGGGAGGAGGUGUGCCCCACUGUUACCACGCAACGCCUCACAGCUCUAUGAACCCGAAUAGUGACGGCGGUGAGCCUUACCGCAUCAGAGCAGGCUCACCACCCGUCGUCGCGACGAGUUCGGAGGGUGAUUUGCCUCGCAGCGCCGCGAUUGCAGAAGUCGGUCCAUCACAUGGUAUCAGAGCAGCAGGCUCACCGUCACCACAGGUCGCACUGAGUUCGGAGGGUGAUGCGACUCACAGCACCACCGCAGCAGGCUUGCUGGUCACGAGUACAGAUGGUACAGAUGGUACAAGUGCGGAGGGUCACCCUUCGGAGGGUGGUAGUGUUACUCCUCCUCACACCGAGCCCACUCGCUGUUCCAUUGGUCAAGGGGCAAGUGAGGGGGACGGAGGAGCUGUAGCAGCACAGGAUGUAGCAGAAGCGGCUGUAGCAGACGGGGCUGUAGCAGAAUUGGCUGUAGGUGGGGAAGUUGCAGCUGAAAAUGCUAGAGUUGGGGAGGCUGCAGCUGGGGUUGCUGCAGCUGAGCUGGCGAACGAAGGGAAAGAGGAUGGCGGUUUGAAUGGAUACAGAGGAGAAGGGAGGGGUGUGGUUAUUGAGAGACCAGGCGAGGAGGAGGAGGAGGUGGAAAGGAGAGAGGACGGGAAGGAGGAGCGAGAGGAGGAGGAGACACGAGAGGAGGAGCGUAAGGCACAGGAAGAGGAGGACGGGAAGGAGGAGCGGAAAGAGGAAAGGAAAGAGGAGCGAGAGGGGGAUGGCGAGGAGGGGGGAGAUGAGGAGGAGAAGGUGAGGGAGGUGCAGGUGCUGUGCCUAUUGGAGGAUAUCAGCGACAGGAAGGCACUGGAGCAGAGCAUGUGGAAGUACAAGAUGAUGGUGGAGAAUCUACCAUUCCCUCUCUUACUUGUGUCCCUUUUCUCCUAUCACCCGUUCUCUCCCCCUCUUCCUGCCUCACCCCCCCAUCAGGAGCAGGAGGAGCAGAGCAUGUGGAAGUACAAGAUGAUGGUGGAGAAUCUACCAGGCGGCGCUGUCUUAAUGACCAGAGCACUGGACGGCCGACAGGAGGUGCUCAUCAACUCUACUGCUGCUCACCUGCUGGGGUGCGCCCGCGGGGACAUUGACAGCGUGGAGAAGUGGUUCCGGGCGCUGUAUGGGCGGGAGAAUGCGGCGAAAGCGCAGAGGAAGUACGAGGGGAGAAGGAUGGGCGCUGCGCGGAACAACGUUUUCAAUACUGUGCUGCCCAUUCGGCGCAAGGACGGAUCCAAGCUGCUGCUGGAUGCCACAUCCUACUCGCUGGGCUUUGGCGAUAUGUGGCUGGUGAAUGACAUCACAGAGAGUCGCAAGAACCAGUUCAAGUUCAAAAUGCUCUUUGAGCUCUCCUCCGUGAGUCUCAUGGUGCCUGUAACUGUAGCUGCUGCUCCGGUGUGUAGUCUGCUCCCCUCUGUGAAUGAUCGUCUCUCAGUAGCUGCUCUCCUUGGUGAGGCUGCUGGUUGUGUGCCUAGUCCCCGGCAGGACCCCAAGCUACUCCUAACGAAGGCGGGGCGCAUUUUUGACUGCAACCAAGCAGCAGACCCCAAGCUACUCCUGACCAAGGACGGGCGCAUGUUUGACUGCAACCAGGCGGCAGACCCCAAGCUACUGCUAACAAAGGACGGGCGCGUGUUUGACUGCAACCAGGCGGCAGUGAGAAUCCUCAAGUGCCCCACCAAGGAGUCCCUCCUCGGCCGCACGCCCUGGCGCCUCUCGCCCCUCCAGCAGCCCACCACCAAGCAGCCUGCCUCCGCUCUUAAAGCCAUUCUCGCCCACCUCGCUGCCUCCAACCAGCCCUCCAACCGAUCCUCAGGCUCGGGAAACUUCUAUCCGGGCCUCUCCGGUUCGUCGUCACCGUUUCCUGCCACCCCUGCCGCCACCGCUGCUGCUGCCUCCGGCUCGGCGGGUGGUUCGGCAGGAGUCUCGGCAGGAGGCUCGGCGGGAGGCUCGGCAGCAGCAGACGCAACCAGUGGCCUGGCGGGAGACUCGGUGGGAGGCACGGGGAACAGGUGGCGGCGAUUCGAGUGGGUCUUCCGGGACGAAGAGGGAGGAGAAGUGCUGGUCGAGGUCCUCUGCCGCAUGGUCGAAUUUUUCGGGGAAAACGUCUAUCUCAUGGUGUGGCACGACAUAGCCGAGGUGAAGCGGAAGGAGGCGGACUUGCAGCGGGCGAAGCUCGAAGCAGAAAAAGCCAGCCUGGCGAAGACCCAGUUCCUGGCGAAUAUGAGCCAUGAGAUUCGGACCCCGAUGAACGGCGUGAUCGGGGUCGCGGAGCUGUUACUGGAUACGCCCUUGUCGGAGGAGCAGCAGAUGCUGGUGAACACGAUCCGGUCGUCGAGCCAGGGGUUGCUGCAUAUCCUGUCGGACAUUUUGGAUCUGAGCAAGAUUGAGAAUGAACGGAUGGCGCUGGAGUUUGCAGAGUUUGACGUGAGGGAGCACCUUGCGCACUCGCUGGCGCUCUAUGAAGUUUCUGCAAGAGACAAGAAGCUGCAGGUGAGAGUAUUGGACCUGUGCAAGAUUGAGAAUGAACGGAUGGCGCUGGAGUUUGCAGAGUUUGACGUGAGGGAGCACCUUGCGCACUCUCUGGCGCUCUAUGAGGUGUGUGCCCGGGAUAAGAAGCUGCAGCUCAAGUCCCACGUGAGUCGCGACGUGCCGCUAAAAAUCCUAGCAGACGCAGUGAGGGUGAGACAGGUUUUUCUCAACCUCGUUUCCAACGCCAUCAAGUUCACCGCCCGCGGCCGCGUCACCGUGCGAAUCUCCACCGUCGAUCCCGCCGACUCGGGCGGCAGUGGCGGCGGGCGGCGGCGCGAGUCGUUCUCGUCCCUAGCGCCGCUGCUGCAGCUGGAGGAGAGGCGGGGGGAGCCUGUGGAUAAAGUCCUGCUCAAGUAUUCAGUGUCAGACACGGGAAUCGGAAUCUCCAAGGACGUGCAGGGGAGUCUCUUCCAGGCGUUCACACAGGCCGACAACACCACGUGCAGGCGGUUUGGCGGCACGGGGCUGGGCUUGGCGAUCUGCAAGGCGCUGGUGAACCUCAUGGGGGGGGAGAUCUCUGUCUCCAGUGUGGAGGGGCAGGGAUCCACCUUUGAGUUCACCGUCUGUGCGGGAGUGAGUGAGGACGUGGGCCAGUGUGGGUCAGUGAGUGAGGAGGGAGACGGGGAGGAGGAUGAGGGAGUGUAUGAUAGUGUGUGUGAGAGUGAGGAUGAGGAGGAGGGAGUGGGGGAGACAGAUGAGGAGGGGCAUGAGGAGGAGGAAGAGGAGGGGGAGGAGGAGGAGAAUGGGGAUUCAGGUUCGGAAGAUGAUGAACCGGAGAACUUCUCUCGCUCGCGGACCACCCGAACCUCCCUGGAUUACCGAGCCUUGACUGUCCGAGGCUCCUUAGGCCUCCCGGUCCGCAGCCGAACCGCCGACUCAGCAAUGGGUGCAGGUUCGCGCCGUCUGGCCCUCACCAUACCAGCCACAGGUUCGGAAAAGAGCAGAAGCAAGAACAAGUUAAAAGGUGCAAUUAAGGGAGGAGCCCAAGUCUCGUCAGGUUCGGACCAGACGUCCAGCCGAGGUACGGCAAGCGCCGGACCAUUUUCCCCCACCACAAUCGCCCAGGCCAACGCUUCUGGUGCGUACGGAAUUGCCAAAGCUGCUGCCGGAGCUGCAGGUUCGGCAACCAGCCUCGGAACCACUAGCGGCCGAAGCAUAGCUGGUGGGCGGCAUCGCUCGUUUGAAGAAGCAACGCCAGUGCUGCCGGCUGUAGCGCGGCAGUGGAGAGUGCUUGUAGCAGAAGACAACAAAGUCAACCAGUUAGUGGUAACCCGCAUGCUCAAGAAUCUAGGGCUCAGAUUCGACGUCGUGGACAACGGGUUGCAAGCUUUGGAAGCUUGUCUUAAGAGUAGAUACGAUUUGGUUCUGAUGGAUUGCCAUAUGCCGGAAAUGGAUGGGUUGGAGGCUACUAGGAGGAUUAGGAAGGCCGAGGCAGAGAGGAGUUGUCGGAGUGAGGGGGAUAGCCGUAGUGAUUGUAGUGAUGGUGAGAGCAAUGAGAGACGGAGGAGGGAAGAUGGGGAUGCGGGUGCUACUGGUGCAGCAGCUGCUGCUGCUGGUGCUGCAGUGGCGGUGGGUGAUGGGUUGAGUAGGAGUGGCAGAAGCAACAGGAGCAGUGGUGGUGCUGGUGGUAUGAGCAGGAGUGGCAGUUCUAAGAGAGCAGGGAAUGCUGGUGGAGUGAGCAGGCGGGAUAGCGGAAGGGGCAGUGGUAGGUUUAGUGUGGUGGAGAACGGCAAAGAUGGAGGGUUGGGGGAGCAGGAGCAGCAGGAGGGAGAGCAGGCGCCGGUGGUGAUAGCGGCGCUGACAGCGAGUGCGUUUGACUUUGAGAGAGAGGCGUGCUUUGCUGCGGGCAUGGACCACUUCCUCACCAAACCCAUCCGCCCCAAAGACCUGCAGCAGCUGCUGCUCUCCCUCGCCACACCCUCUUGA
Messenger RNA from Closterium sp. Naga37s-1, 9147 nucleotides. NCBI's taxonomy places the organism in Eukaryota, Viridiplantae, Streptophyta, Zygnematophyceae, Desmidiales, Closteriaceae. The record is from the annotation of a GenBank genome assembly.